This is a messenger RNA of Patiria miniata (bat star), 2532 nucleotides long. It is a transcript of the gene arpc2, whose product is annotated as actin-related protein 2/3 complex subunit 2-like. The record is from RefSeq and is a predicted model, not a curated record. Gene Ontology annotation, cellular component: Arp2/3 protein complex; actin cytoskeleton. NCBI's taxonomy places the organism in Eukaryota, Metazoa, Echinodermata, Asteroidea, Valvatida, Asterinidae. Gene Ontology annotation, biological process: actin filament polymerization; Arp2/3 complex-mediated actin nucleation. Gene Ontology annotation, molecular function: actin filament binding; structural constituent of cytoskeleton. The coding region runs from base 145 to 1047 and encodes 300 amino acids. The transcript is spliced from 9 exons.
CUUUGUCCAUGUCAAAUCAUUUCCUCUUCCGGUAAUCGUGUCGUGGGGAGUGGAGCCGAUUUGCUUCAGCCGAGAUUUUGAAGCCGGAAAAGUGAAUUAUUUUCUGAUUUUCCCAGCUGGUUAGACCUCGUAACAGAGCCGAAGAUGAUUCUUCUGGAAAUCAAGAACAGAAUUUUGGAGGAGACGUUAUUUGCGAAAUUUGAGGCGGCUAAGGCGGGAAAUAAACCCGAUAGCACAGACAUUGUUAUUGCAGAUUACGAUGGCGUCACGUACCACAUAUCAAAUCCCGACGGACAGAAGACCAAAGUUAUGGUUAGCAUUUCACUCAAGUUCUACAAAGAUCUUCAAAAACAUGGAGCAGAUGAGUUGUUAAGGCGAGAGUAUGGUCCUCUCAUUGUCGACACAGAGGAGAACUACAGCGUUUCCAUCCUAUACGAUCUGGAGAACCUCCCCGAGAACAUCACUGAGGAAGCCGCCAAGGGGGCGCUGCUCAAGCGCAACUGCUUCGCCUCCGUCUUUGAGAAGUACUUUGAUUUCCAGGAGCGCGAAGAAUCCGGAAAAGAGCGGGCGGUCAUCAAUUAUCGUGAAGACGAAACACUGUAUGUGUCGGCUAGAAAGGACCGUGUGACAGUCGUCUUCAGCACCGUCUUUAAGGAUGAUGAUGAUGUCAUCUUUGGCAAAGUCUUUAUGCAGGAGUUCAAGGAAGGGAGGAGGGGUGCACAGAACGCCCCCCAGGUCCUCUUCAGUCACAAGGAACCCCCUCUAGAACUGCAAGGGACCGACGCAGCGACUGGGGAGAAUAUCGGCUACAUCACUUUUGUGUUGGAGCCUCGUCACACCAAUCGCAAGGCCCGUGAUAACACCAUCAACUUGAUCCAUCUGUUCCGGGAUUACCUUCACUAUCACAUCAAGUGUUCCAAGGCAUAUAUCCACACCCGCAUGCGAGCACGCACCUCGGAAUUCCUGAAAGUCCUCAACAGGGCUCGGCCUGAAAACUCCAACAAGGAGAAGAAAACAAUGAGUGGGAAAACAUUUGUCCGCAAUUAAAGUCAGCUUUGAAGAAGACUCGAAUCAUGGAAAUCAUCUUCUUCCAGAGUGUAAAACGCAUCAAAAAUAUACACAAAUGAACUUACAGUGUAAUUGUAAAGAAAAAUGAGAACACACUUUUUUUUUGGAUAAACCUGACAGUGCGUUUCCUGUGUAUAUAUAGUGCACUGUUGUAAGGCAAACGGAGGACAAAUUCUCUGCUGAUUAUAUUUUUGAAAUUUUGCUUGUCGGCACAUUAUGUGGGGCAUUCCACUGAUGUGGAAGAAACAGAAGUGACACAUAAAGUUUGUGUUCAUUUCUGUCUUAAUGUGUGGACAAUUUGGUCUGCGCAUUUGGCAUUUUUGUGGAAAUAACGGAUCAAGUGGACUGCACCAAACCAUUUAGGUUUUUUUUUUUUUAGAAAAAAAUUGAAGAUUAUCCCAUGGCUUUGAAUGAAAAAAAAAUGUAAGCUCAAAAAAUUGUCAAUUCAGAUCAAAUGAAGGGUUUGGAAAGUCCUACAUAGCUCGGAAAAAAAAAUAACUGAUUUUAAUGACCAAAGUGUUUGGACUUACUUUUGUGGUCAAUAGCGUGUAAUGGCGCCCUCUUUAGACAGACCUGAUACAUUGACUUUCUUAAUUAAAAUCUGAAUUCCAUUGGAUACAGGUAAAAAGUCAUAAAUGCUACUUAUUACUAUUUUUUGAAGGAAAUGCAAAACUUUGUUUUAUUUAUAUCCGUUAUGUUUUACUUUUUUGCAAAUGUCAAAAAAGGCUGUCACCUUUUUUGAACUUUUUAGUGAAAAAAAGAGCUUUCAACGAAUCUGUCUUAUAUUAAUUAUUUUUCCCCAUUAAUGCUAAAAUGAGAUAGUUUAUGUAAGCACAAGUAAUUGGUCCAAAUAUUGCCUUUUUUUGAUAAGCAUUAGGAUUGUAACCGUUUCUAACAGUUUUCUAAUAUCAGUCCGAUAAAUGUACCAAAGUAAGCUAAACUUUCCUGUCAUUUCAGUAGAUUUCUCUUAAAAGCAAAAAGUAGAUAAAAGGGGGCUAGGGAAUCGGUCGGUUUCUAUUGUUUCUAGUCUGUGGGUUAGUACAUGUAAUUAAUUGCAACUGGUUUGCCUUCACUCAAGAUGCAGUUUUCAUCAUAAAUGGUUUGAAAUCUGUUUCACAUUAGCCGAGGGUAGUGGGUGAUGCAUUUAUAACCACAACUUGUUCAGUUAUGGAUAAAAAGCUGGGGAAAAAAAAAACAAUGACAACUACGUUUCCCAGCCAGUUAUUGAAUUACCAUCUAUUUAUCCUUUGCUCGUUAUGUUUGUACAAUAUGACCAAAUCUUCACCAAUAUUGUCGAUAUGGGUGAUUGGGUUUUAGUUCAGUCAACUAAAAUGGUGUUUCUUGUAUUUUUUCAGGUUACCCCCAGUAAAGUUUGUUUUUUCAUUGAAUAAUAAUCGACGGUCGGCUUUAUUUUACCAUUAUAUUUCUAUGAUUGACAUAAUUAAAACAAUUUAGCUACAUAGA